Stylophora pistillata is the source of this 1137-nucleotide messenger RNA. RefSeq lists its product as uncharacterized. The record is from RefSeq and is a predicted model, not a curated record. Gene Ontology annotation, biological process: DNA integration. Gene Ontology annotation, molecular function: nucleic acid binding. Lineage: Eukaryota; Metazoa; Cnidaria; Anthozoa; Scleractinia; Pocilloporidae.
AUGAAUCCCGCCGACGACGACACUCGAGGAUUGACAGCCGAUGUCUUCAUUAGACAGCGGCGUUGGUUAAUGGGGCCGGAAUACCUUUGGAAGCCCGAACACACGUGGCCAAUGCAGACCAAAGCAUUUAACAAUGUCCUCGAUGGAGAUCCUGAAAUAAAGAUGGAUGUUAAGGUGUGCAUGUCCUCGCUAGUCAAGCAAAGCUGCCUACUGUUGCGUUAUUUCCAGAAAUGUUCUUCCUGGUUCCGUCUAAACAAAGUUGCUGCCUGGCUCCUGCGCUAUCGGGAAAGACUUCUGAAUGCGAGUAAAAACAAAGGUUUAAACCGCGAUAUUCCGACGUACAUCACCCUUGAAGAGAUCAAGAGAGCAGAGAAAGAAAUUCUGAGGCAUGUACAGAAAAGAGCCUUCCCCAACGAGUUCAACCAUCCCGAAAAACCAGUUAAGAGGAGUAGUCGCCUCUACAAGCUUGACUCAAUCGUUAUGGAUGGGCUUUUGCGCGUUGGUGGCCGGCUACGUAAAGCAUCAUUACCCGCGGAAUCGAAGCACCAGAUUAUUCUUCCGAAAAAGUAUCACGUUACCAGAGUGAUUAUCGACGAUUACCACAGGGCAUGCGGCCAUUCCGGUGGAGAGCACGUUAUAGCUUCCAUUAGGCAGAAAUUCUGGAUCACCCAAGGAAGUUCAGCCGUGAAAAGUGUUCUGGGGAAGUGUGCCAGUUGCCGUUGCUGCCAGGCACCACUUUGCCAACAGAAGAUGGCCGAUUUACAAGAAGAUCGCAUGCUGGGCGUAGAUUAUUCUGGCCCAUUCCAAGUCCGUCGUGGGCGGAGUCUCGUAAAGAGGUAUGGUGUGAUCUUCACAUGUCUAGCAAUCCGUGCCGUGCACCUCGAAAAUUCGCAUGGCCUAGGUACGGACUCGUUCCUAUUGGCUUUGCGACGUUUCAUUGCAAGAAGAGGCCAAGUGAAGCAGAUCUACUCGGAUAACGGAUCAAACUUAAUUGGUGGGGAGAAGGAGCAGUGUGACGCUAUUUCAGAUUGGAAUCAGGAAAAGAUACACAAUUCCCGGUUACAAAAGGACAUCAAAUCGUACUUGAACCCUCCCUAUGGUACCCACUUUGGAGGUAUUUGGGAGAGAUGCAUCUGA